CAUAAAUUGUGAGACUGAGAGUUAGCUCCUAUAUAUCUAGUGUAAACGCAAGAGUGCUUGAGCACUCGAAGAACAAAAAUUUGAAACUUGAAACCUGUUAUAGCUUUAUUAUAGCAAAAGUUAGAAUGGAUAGAAGGCUAUUUGAUGCUUCACGUACAGGAAAUGUUGAUAAUCUGAUGGAGCUAUUAAGAUCUGAUCCUAUUAUCGUUUGCCGCGUUGGCUUGGUUGAUGGUGAUUCCCCCUUGCAUCUCGCUUGUAUGGGUGGCCACUUCAAUUUUGUGAAAGAGAUCCUCAAGUUGAGGAAAGAACUAGCAGGGGAGAUGAAUCAGAAUGGUUUCAGCUGCUUGCAUAUUGCUGCUGCCAAUGGGGACUUGCAUAUUGUCAAAGAGAUUCUAAAAGUGGACAUUGGUUUGUGUCUUAUGAAGGGAAGGGAGAGAAGGAUUCCUCUUCACUAUGCUAUUGUCAAAGGCAGAGUUGAUGUCAUCAAGGAAUUGCUCUCUGCUUGUGUUGAAUCCGUUGAAGUUGUGACAUCUCGGGGAGAAACCGCGCUCCACCUUGCUGUCAAGAACGGGCAGUUUGAAGCGUUACAAGUGUUGAUCAAGCACAUCAAGAUGUUCAAUAAGAUGGAGGUCUUUAACAAACAGGAUGAGCUAGGAAAUAGUGUCUUGCACCUUGCAGCAGCAAGGAAACAACACGAGGUGGUGGAUCUGUUGCUGAAUGGGAGCUUAGCAGCAAGUUGGGCAGUUGGAGUGAAUUCUUUUAACAAAAUGGGAUUCACAACUCUUGACGUCUUUUUUCUUUCUCAAAGUGAAGCUGGCGAUAGGGAAAUUGAAGACAUUCUUCGUCAAGCUGGAGCCCUUAAGGCCACAGACGUGGUAGGAGUACCAAUCAGAUCAUGUAAUUCAAACAGACAACAUGGGGAGGUAAUGCCUAGACGAAAAAUGAAGAGCGGGUGGUUAGUAGACUUCAUAAAGUAUGACAAGGAUAGAGAUGUCACAGAAUCCGCAAGAGAAACACUGGUUGUGAUCAUGAUGCUCAUAGCUAUGCUCACAUUUCAAGCUGCUCUUAAUCCUCCUGGCAACUUGCAACAGCAACAGCCCAAUUACCAAAUUGAAGCUGAUCACCUCAUUCACUAUUCAUCACACAUAUUCUUGUUUUUCAACUCGCUCGGGUUCUUCAUCAGCCUCCAUGUGUUUCAUACCGUUACGAGGGCAUUUCCCAUGAGACUUGAGCUGGUAUUCUCUGUUUUUGCAAUUGGGAUAACUUACAUCAGUUGCCUAAUGAUCAAGUUGCCAACCUACUUCUGCUAUUAUCUUUGUGUGGGCAUACCAUUCUUAAUGGUCUUUGCCCUCAACAUUUCACGUUCGGUAGAUUGUUUGCAUCCACACAAAGUUACAUCAGCCCUCCCUUCACUGAUUAACCAAGCUUGAAGGAUUAUAUAUUUGAAUUUAUUCUUAGACCUGUAUUUCUCUGUAUUCUGGAGAGUUUAGGGGAUUUGACUAUGUAUCCGAAUAUAUAUAUAACUGUAGAGUGGGUUUAGAAUUUAUUUAUGUUGAAAAUAGUACUAAUAGGUUUAUGUAAAACCCACCACUAAUAUGAAAAUUUAGUGAAUAAUUAUGAAAACUAAAAAGUUACUGUACUAA
Messenger RNA from Solanum dulcamara, 1643 nucleotides. Its product is annotated as ankyrin repeat-containing protein BDA1-like. The record is from RefSeq and is a predicted model, not a curated record. Bases 126 to 1430 code for a protein of 434 amino acids. Gene Ontology annotation, molecular function: protein binding. The transcript has 3 exons. NCBI's taxonomy places the organism in Eukaryota, Viridiplantae, Streptophyta, Magnoliopsida, Solanales, Solanaceae.